AAAGUGAUACUUGAACAAACCAAUUAUUUUGGAGUAUAUAUAUUAAACUGAAUACUAAAACACUAUUGCAUUUCUCUUAUUUAAUUGUCAAUAAAAAAAGUUUAUGUGGACUUUUUACAUUUGAAGAAAAUGAUUAUUAUAUAAUCCAUUCAAUGCAAUAAAUAUGAAGAGUUUAAUUUCUAUGAGAUUUUAUUAUGAUUUAAGUAUAAAGAAUAUAUGGCUAUACUUAUUAUGGAUUUAUUCUUGCCUACAGUUUGGAGUUCAUUGUGAAAUUAUCGAAGUUGUUCACCCACCGACAUUUAUCAAGACACCACAACCUGAAGUGUAUAUUAAUCCAGAAGAGCCCUUAAUAAUUCCAUGUUAUGCAAAAGCCAAACCAGAACCGAGAUACUAUUGGACAUUGAACGGUGAACGUGUCAACUGGAUUAAACCGUACACCUCAGUAUUGUCACGAAAUUUAGCACAUUCUAGUGAGACUACAUCACCUUUACCCUAUGAAGUAACAGAUCCGAUUUCACACUUUAAUUACUCAAACAUUCCAUAUUUACCAGAUGAAUCAGGAUUGUGGUAUUUUGGUGUGCAAAGACUGUCGAAUGAUUUGAAACCUGGCGUGUAUCAAUGCGUUGCUGUUAACUCAUACGGUAGAGCUUUAUCUGUGCCGAUGAAAUUAGAAAUAGCACGUAAGCUUAUGCAUUUAAAAUUUGUUGAUCGAUUUAUGCCAAACUUAUCAGGUGGUGUUUAUUUCAACUGUCGUCUAUUAUUUUCAUACGUUAGUAAAUAA
Messenger RNA from Trichobilharzia szidati, 781 nucleotides. The record is from the annotation of a GenBank genome assembly. NCBI's taxonomy places the organism in Eukaryota, Metazoa, Platyhelminthes, Trematoda, Strigeidida, Schistosomatidae.